CUAGUCGUCACUGUUAGUUAUUCCAGCAUGAUGAAUAUAUCGCAUUGAUUUUAACUCGUUUUAACGCCGAUGUCACGUUUGCCAAUAAAUAAAUGAAGUCAUUUAAUAUUUGGUAAAAGUCGCGACUCUCGAACAUAUAACGUGAUUUAGUACUUUUUAUGAUAAAAUGUACAUAUACCGUUGUCAAUACCGGUAGUGCAUAGUAGAUACGCCCACAACACGUUAAACGUGUUUAUUUUCACAAAAAUUUCGUGGAAAUUUACCAGAAAAAGGCCUAACCGAGAGAAGAGGUUAAAAAAGCACUAUUUUUUUAAUCACUUUGAAUUAAUCAAUACGACUGACAUGCAGUGAGAAUUGAUUUUUCAUGCACGUGCAAAUUUACAACACACACGUGUGUAUCUGUUAAAUAAAAUAUAACAUAUAAUAAGUAAGGAAUGGGAAUUGACAGUAUGAGAGUCGGAGGAGGCCGAUGUCCUCCCCUCCUUGUUGGCGGACUUCUCGCCGCUUGUUUAAUGCUUAUUUGCAACUGGUGGACUUUAUCUUCUGAAAAUAUCGAAUUAGUUAGACAAAUCGACGAAUUGAAUGAACAACUUAAAAUUAGUGCUGAGGAAAGAGAUCAAUGUGUUAUACUACGCAAAAGUUUUGAACAGAGAUACAAAAAUGCAGAAAAUGAAGUGGCAUCACUUCAUGUACAUUUAGAACAACAAGAAGAGUUAAAGAAAAAAAAUGAUGAUUUAAAUGAAAAUUUGAAUAUGUGCAAAAAUGAAUUGGAUUCGCUAACCAAAUUAGAUGCUACUAAAACUACAACAUUGGAAACAUUAAGACUUGAAAAAAAAACUGUUAAUUCACAGUUGAAUGUAACAAGAGAUGAAAAUAAAAAGUUGCAGGAAGACAUAGAACAGCUAAAGGAUGAUCUUGAUAAAAUUAAGCUUACAUGCAAUCUAACUCCUGAAAAGAAAGCUCCACCUACCUUACAACCUACAAGAGAAGUAAUUAACAAGAUUCAGUUGGAUCCUGUUCCGGAAUCAGCUAUAAGAAUAUCGUUAGUUGGUCAGCGUGGUUUGAAAUACCAUGGAAUUCCAAUUCUUCCAAAAGAUCCACCUGGCGCUGUGCGCCUAAGUCCUCGCUUCUCUGUUACAAUGCUGAAAGAUAGUGAUACUUUUCUCUUAUCUCAGGAGAGAAGAAGGCGGCCACAGAAAUAAAAACACUCAUGCAGUAAUUGUGUAUAUAAAAUUGUUGUAUUUUUGAUGCAUCUAUUGUUAGAUUUGAAUCAAAUGACUUUCUAAUAAGUAUAUUGCACUUUUUAUCUACUUAAUAGACAGUAAUGGCUAAGAUGUGAAUAUGUGUGAAUAGAAAUAAAUUCUCAUAUAUAAUAUGUUACUCUAAACUAAAAGUAUUAAAUGGAACAUAAAUAAUAAAGAGAUUAUAGAUUAUGAUUUUAAAUUGUAAUACCAUUCUCGUCGCUAGUGUAAGCUAUUAAAGAGUAUAAAGAAUAUUUAUUCUAUUUACUUAUGUUUACAAUAUUUGAUCUUAAAUUUUAGUCUUCAUAUUUAUAUCGAUAUGUGAAGAAAUAAAAGGUAUAUCAGUAUUAAACAUUUUAAAUACAGUGUGCAAUACUUUCAUUUAUUAUUUAGAUUUAGUAUGCAUCAUAAAAUGCUGUCGCUACUAUAUAUGUAUUGAUAAUAUAACUAAUUGGUGAGGGUUCACUAAUAUAGAGCCUAUUGAAAUAUUGUUUGUAAAAUGAACUGAUGUUACAAACUUUCGUAAAUAAUUUCAUUAUUUCAUUUCAUUUUAAAGUAGUAACUUAGUUUAUAUGACUUUCAGCUCAAACAAGUCCAAAGAACCAAAAGAAUAAUGAUUCAAAUGGAGGCAUAGAGGAUAAUGUAGAAGUUG
Bombus terrestris (buff-tailed bumblebee) is the source of this 1893-nucleotide messenger RNA. Its product is annotated as Golgi membrane protein 1. The transcript is spliced from 5 exons. The record is from RefSeq and is a predicted model, not a curated record. Bases 435 to 1202 code for a protein of 255 amino acids. NCBI's taxonomy places the organism in Eukaryota, Metazoa, Arthropoda, Insecta, Hymenoptera, Apidae.